AUGCCGAGCCUCGGACACAUGUCUGCGCGCUGCCAGGGCCUCGCAGCCCCGCGGAGCCUCCCAAGCACCGCGCUGCGGAGCCGCACGGACCCGAACCGGCUCCAACAGCCCACCGUCCACGCCCCCGGCCGCCGCCAGGUCAAGGCCUACGGGCUGUUCGGGCUCGGCGUGCCGGAGCUGGUGGUGAUCGGCGGGAUCGCGGCGCUGGUGUUCGGGCCUUCCAAGCUCCCGGAGCUCGGGAAGCAGUUGGGGAAGAGCGUCAAGUCGUUCCAGGAGGCGACGGACGAGUUCCAGAAGGAGCUCAAGGACGAGAGGGAGGAGAAGGCGAAGAAGGAGGCCGACGCGAAGAAGGAGGAGAAGAAGCCCGCGGACAAGGCCAGCGAGGACGCGUGA
Molecule: messenger RNA, 393 nt
Organism: Pedinophyceae sp. YPF-701
Lineage: Eukaryota; Viridiplantae; Chlorophyta; Pedinophyceae
Source: the annotation of a GenBank genome assembly